Messenger RNA from Macroventuria anomochaeta, 2796 nucleotides. Its product is annotated as lipoxygenase 1. Bases 496 to 2658 code for a protein of 720 amino acids. The record is from RefSeq and is a predicted model, not a curated record. Gene Ontology annotation, biological process: lipid oxidation. Gene Ontology annotation, molecular function: oxidoreductase activity, acting on single donors with incorporation of molecular oxygen, incorporation of two atoms of oxygen; metal ion binding. The transcript has 2 exons. NCBI's taxonomy places the organism in Eukaryota, Fungi, Ascomycota, Dothideomycetes, Pleosporales, Didymellaceae.
UCUAUGAAUCUGUCCUGGUCAACAUGGCUGAGCCUCCGAAGAAAGUCACAUCCAGUCGGUGUGUUUCUUUGAAGGCUGACAGUAAGCGUACUAUACUAGACCUGAGUUUGCUGUACACCCGGUUGAACAGUCAGCCUUGAGGCCCGGAUCUGAGAGCUGUGCAUCAGCUCGCAUGCGCCAACCGAACAGGGUUACAUGUCCGCUUGCAUCGUAUAGUUCGCAUCGAAUUCGCGAUUAUGUGGCGGAGCUGUGCUUUUCACCGCAUCUAGAAACUGUCUUCUGACUACCUUCAGGGCAGCCACGGUCAAGCCGAGGGCUAGGUAUAUGCAAUCUACUUGGUAGUGGACCCAAUCUGGCGAUCCAACAUCGCCAGCCUUGUAAGAUCGAUAUUGCAAAGAGCAACUGCAGAGUUCAUAAGUUCACAAAUUCGUCGAAGAUUCCUCUCACUCACUACCCUGGUUUUCGUUUCUUUACCACUAAUAUCUUCUUUCUACAAUGUCUAUUGUUGCUGAAUCUCUGACCAAUGGCUUCGGCCCCUUACCGAGGCUGGGUGACAUUUUGAGAAGAGAUAUCACAUAUGAUGUGGAAGAAGACGACAUGACCGUAUGGGAUAAAGGCAUCUUCAUCAACGAACUCUUGAAGCAAGGCAUUGUUCUCAAAACCAGCGACCCCGGUACUGUUGAUGGCAGUCUUGCUGCUACCAGAGGACUCAGGCAGGGGACCUACAAAGGCACACGACUGGCAUUGACAGAGAUCUAUAGCUUGGUUGAGGAGGCAGCUGUUUCGCAUUUCGAUACGCAGGGCUUCGAGCCCAUUAUCCCCAAAAAGAGAGAUCUCCCCCAGAAGAAAGACAUAUACAAGUGGAGCAAGCCCUCUGAGGACGGUUAUCCCCCCCACCUAAACACAGUGCCGCCAGAGCAAGACAAUGGAGCGCCGGGAGUUGGCAACAUCUUUGACACCAAGAAGCUUGGGUUUGUCUCCCUCAUUGCGAAGGCAAUGUCUUUUAUCAUACCCGACGACGUUAUCAAAACAGGCACACCGUUUGAAGGACCAACACUUGCGGACUGCGAGAAGUACAACCGAGAGCAUCCGAGCCAGAAGACUGACAUCAUGAAUGGCGAGAACGUCGGCAACAAGGCUGACUGGUACUCCGAUGCUUGUUUCGCUCAACAACAUCUGUCUGGAGUCAAUCCGUCAACCAUCGAAAAGGCUAGCAUUGAGAAGGUGGAAGCCUACAUCGCGGAAGCUGGCAGACAGGGGCUCGAUGGUAUGAAGAAGAUACUCUCGGAGGGCAAAGACUUGCUCAUCCAAGAUUACUCGUACUUCCGCGAAGCUACUGGCUUGAAUGAUGAGGAGGAAUUCCGGAAUGUCGUGCCAGAGUUGGUUGAUGGAAAGCCAACCGGAAACACGGCAUUGCGAUUUGCUUGCGCGCCUGUUGUGAUUUUUCAGCUUCACUGCGACGGUCGAUUGCAUCCCCUGGCCAUCACAAUCGACCACAAGGGCAGUCUGAGCAAGUCCAUUACUAUCUUCAAUCGCCGUUUGGCACCGAAUGAUAAGAGCGAUGUUGACGAGAAGGAUGACUGGGCCUGGAGAUACGCCAAAACUUGCGCUCAGACUGCGGACUGGGCGAGGCACGAAGUAGCAACACACCUUGUCGAUACGCACAUGGUGGAGGAAGCAAUCAUCGUAGCCACCAACCGGACAAUACCCGAGAACCAUAUCCUGUACGAGACGCUGAGCCCCCAUUGGUUCAGAACUCUGGCAUUGAACAAAGCUGCCCGCGAUGUCUUGGUACCGGCUGUCAUAGCUAGACUCGCUGGCUUCGGGCCAUCGAUCGAUCCCAAGACAAGCCGUGUAAUGGCACUUGUCAACUACUCGUACAAGCACUUCAACUUCCAAGACAAGUACAUUCCCAAUGACCUCAAGAAACGAGGCUUCGACGUAGAGGCUUUGACAACAGAGAAGUACCGCAACUACCCUUACGCAACCGACAUGUACCUGCUCUGGGGCGUGAUCCACGACUUUGUCAAGUCGAUACUAGGCACGAAGUACAAAUCCGACAGCGACGUCCAGAAAGACCAAUACAUCCCAGUCUGGUGCAAGGAAAUCCAGACUAUGGGUCAGAUUCCCACAUUUCCAACUAUCACCACUGUGGACCAGCUCGUGGAUGCAGUCACGAUGUGCAUCCACACCGCCUCGCCCCAACACACGGCAGUCAACUACCUCCAAGACUACUACUACAGCUUCGUCCCAGCCAAGCCUCCUGCGCUCUGCUUACCUCUCCCCAAGGACCUCACAACACUGCAAAAGUACACCGAGGCUGACCUAACCGCCGCCCUCCCCAUCGGCUCCGGAAGUCUAAAGUGGAAGGACUGGUUGCUCGCCGCGCAGCUACCCGAACUUCUCAGCUUCAAAGUAGACAAUAGGUACAACUUGAUCACGUACGCCAAGUCACUGUACAAUGUCAACAAGAGCAGGACAGAUGAUGAGAACAAGGAGUGGGGCUCGAGGACUAUCAAGGAGGCUGCUGCGCUGUUUUACAGCAGACUGAAGGAGCUUGAUGGGGUCUUUACCCAUGUGAGUGACAGGCAGACAGAGGGGACGGUUGAGUAUAAGGUGUUGCAGCCGGAGGUGACUGCGGUUUCGAUUUUGAUCUGAGAGUGCGUUGACAGUCAUCGAUUUUCUCCGUUGUUUGCGUGUCACAGGCAGUCUUUCAUCGAGUCAAAACUUACAGUAUUAGCUUGCAUGUGAUCGCACUUCGUCUUCGUUAAGGUCUUCGGACGUAUAUAAGUUCCU